AUGGUCUUAAGGGUGAAACAACAGGAGAUUAGGUUACUGGAACCAGAUUAUCACACUUGCUUUAGUCAAAGGAAGGAAGCCUGCCCCUCAGGCUAUAGCCACAGUAAGUUUACUGGAACGCACCCAGCGACUGAGCUCUCCUGGCCUCGUGCAGGGCCCUAUAGAAGCUCUCUCUCCAUUGGUUACAGGCCUGCGGGGAAGCACGGGGAAGCCCCGACGGCGCCCCCUGGCAACAGCUGCAAAACCCCGCACCAGCCUCGCGUAAAACUUCCUGCGCCCCGCGGGCAACUGCGCUCUGGAACCAAGCGAGGGAGAGCGUGGAGAUGGUGUCCACGCGGAAAGGAAGCGGGAAAAAAUACCGAAAGAAAGAAAGGCGAGGCGGGGCGAGGCGGGGCGGGGCGGGGCGGGGGGGGGGGGGAGUGUCUAGAGUUUCGAAAACAAAAAGGUGGUAUCCACAGGCUGGAGCUUGGCGAGGAAGCAGGAAGAUGGCACCUGCCAGUCUUUGCCCAAGAAGACACCCUCCCCGGCGGUCUUCCAAGCACAGCCUGCCUCUCAGGUCGGCGCUCCAAGACCAGCAAAGGAGCAUCCCCCUCACACACAGCUGAGUGCCCCCAGGGCGCCUGGCGCUGGGCCUCGAGGCCGGCCACUUACCUUAGAGAUGAAGAAACUGAGUGCUGGAGUAGAGUUACAUUGUCCAAGAUCCAUAGAGCUGACUGUUCUGUGUACUCUUAUAAGACUUAUUAUGAUGUGCCAGCUUUGAUCUCUGAGGAAAAAUACAUGGAAGCCAUGGGGAAUUGCUCCAAGGAGAUCUGUUCCUGGCGAGGAUUACAGAAUCCACUUUUAACAAGCACACCAGCACAUUCAUAGGCCAUCCUCUGCGACCCUCUGAAGCAGGCUCUGUGGCCUCUGUGACUACCCCAUGCUCACAAAGAAACCUCCUCUUCCUGCCUGAGCAUUGCUGUAGGUAGCACAUCCCUGAGGUCCUGGCUUCCAACAGUAAAGCAGGUCACAUAAUAAAGUUCAUACUCUUAGCAUGAAAAUCAAGGUUCUUCCAUAUCUGGCUUCAACCACCUGCCCUAUUGGAUUUUAACCUACAAAGACACAGUGCUGGGAAUGGUACAGCCUUCUUGCCACCAUCAUAAUUGUGCUUGGGACUGCCUGAGAAGUGUCCAGCCUAUGUGCCUGUUAAAAAUAAACU
This is a messenger RNA of Lutra lutra (Eurasian river otter), 1198 nucleotides long. Its product is annotated as 5E5 antigen-like. The coding region runs from base 1 to 867 and encodes 288 amino acids. Lineage: Eukaryota; Metazoa; Chordata; Mammalia; Carnivora; Mustelidae. The transcript has 6 exons. The record is from RefSeq and is a predicted model, not a curated record.